UGCUCGGACCCCAUAAAGGCUAGGGUUCAGGGGAGGGCGACAAAAGACCAGGACUAAGGGUUUUAGAGAGAGAGAGGGAACGAAGAAGCAAUGAGCAGAAGCUUAGGCAUACCGGUGAAGCUUCUUCACGAGGCGUCGGGCCACGUGGUGACGGUGGAGCUGAAGAGUGGAGAACUCUACAGAGGAACAAUGGUCGAAUGCGAGGACAACUGGAAUUGCCAGCUCGAGAAUAUCACCUUCACCGCUAAGGAUGGGAAGGUCUCACAACUUGAGCAUGUUUUUAUUAGAGGCAGCAAAGUCAGGUUUAUGGUGAUCCCAGAUAUGCUUAAGAACGCUCCUAUGUUCAAGCGCUUGGAGUCUAGAAUCAAGGGUAAGGGUUCGGCAAUUGGUGUCGGCCGGGGCCGUGCUGUAGCAAUGCGGGCUAGAGCUCAGGCUGCUGGUCGUGGAGCUGGGCCUGGCAGGGGUGUUGUGCCAUCAAUAAGGAGAUAAAUCUGUCGUUUCGCCUCACUGUUUUCUAUACUCAAAUUAGGAUGGUCCCUGUGACCAUGUCCUGUGUGCUGUCUUUGUCUUAAACCUCUAUUUGUAGCAUACAAGUUUGGCGUGAAACGAUUGCCUUCUAAUUUUUGGAGCUCUCAACGUGUGUGGGUUUGGGAGGAUUUUUAUUAUUGCCAAAUUCUCUUGGUUGCA
Messenger RNA from Diospyros lotus (date-plum), 687 nucleotides. Its product is annotated as small nuclear ribonucleoprotein SmD3b. NCBI's taxonomy places the organism in Eukaryota, Viridiplantae, Streptophyta, Magnoliopsida, Ericales, Ebenaceae. Gene Ontology annotation, molecular function: RNA binding. The transcript has 5 exons. Gene Ontology annotation, biological process: spliceosomal snRNP assembly; RNA processing. The coding region runs from base 91 to 489 and encodes 132 amino acids. The record is from RefSeq and is a predicted model, not a curated record. Gene Ontology annotation, cellular component: pICln-Sm protein complex; precatalytic spliceosome; SMN-Sm protein complex.